AUGCGGUUUGUGUGCACUGUGGGUCCGGCAUUCGCAGCCGGGAAGCCUCUGCCCAAGGACGGCCUGUGCACGCUGGUUUUCUUCGACUCGGUCUACGCUGGUGGCAGCAGCGGUCUGGGCCCCACCGGCCUCGCUGGGAAUGUCAUGGCGUUCCUCGAGUGGGCGAUGAGCAGUGCAGGAGGAACCACGCAGUUCGGCGUUUCCUUGGCCAUAGAUGACCAAAACCUUGAACAUCAGUUCAAGACGAAACGUUUUGAAAGCGGUCUGAGCUGGAUCUUGGGGCAAGGAAUCGCUAACUUCGGCUUCCUCAAUGCCUAUCUAAGCUAUAGUUCACCGGCGCAUAUCACCGUGGCCCUCAAUGUACUCAAGACAAUCGACGACUACCUCAAGCUGAGGAACAUCCGCACCAGUAGUACAGUGAUGGCUCUGGGCGUGGCCCCUGUUUACCCAAAAGAGUUCAGCUCCUACGUUGAACUCAUGAAAUAUGCAACUCACAAUCGCCACAAGGACUGCAGUUCAACUACGUGUACAACAAGUUUUUAUAUGUGGCCCAGUCUUACGAUAAGGCGUCAAGAAAAACGUCCACAUUCGAAAGCGAAGAGACGCUCAUCGCCAAGGUCUGUACCAUCAAGGAGGCAGCCUUGGCACUAGACUUCAACAUCGCGGCGUAUGACAUAGAAAGGGACUCGCCAGAACCCGUGUGCAAUGCCCUUACACUCAAAGGAAGCUAUGCGCGUCUCUCGGUGUUGGAGAAACUUAAUAGGUUCGUCGCUGUCAACUACAAGACGGCAAUGCACAAAACGGAAUGCUUUACAUAUGCGAAAUCCUCAACAUUCUAAUGCUUCUAUCGCUUUCACCAUAUUUUCUUUGGGCCAAUAGUGAUUUGCUGUAGACUAGCCUAAUGCGCAGCUUUCCGUCGCUAUAUUUAUUAGGCAUAAUGGUUUUCCGCUUUAGGAAGCGGCUUGGAAUAGAAUUCAAAUAAAGUAAUACACAUCAGUGUGAGUGCAUUUUUGGUUUAUUCAGGUUCAUUUACACAAAUCUGAAUAUUGCAUUCAUUGCGUAUUCGAAAAGCAAGAUAUCAAAGCGCUGCUCCUAAUGACACCUGCACCGCAUAAGGAACAGUUCAACAGUACAAGGCAAGAAAAACUGGAUGCAUCAAAAACACGGCAUAAUGGAAAGUGCACGGGGCAAAAAAUAAUGUAACGAUUGUGUUCCUAAUUUUACUUUAUAUUUAACUUUCUGUCAGUUGUGGGGGCUCGCUUCAUUUUUGUACAAGAAUAGAUAGCCGCUGAU
Dermacentor andersoni is the source of this 1293-nucleotide messenger RNA. RefSeq lists its product as uncharacterized. Lineage: Eukaryota; Metazoa; Arthropoda; Arachnida; Ixodida; Ixodidae. The record is from RefSeq and is a predicted model, not a curated record.